UUUGCAUCCCUUUUGUCCCGUCAUCUUCCUGAAGGACUAAAGCUGUAAAGGGAAGUAUCCUCACGAUGGACGCCUUGUUGGGACAGAGGAAGAUCAACCUCCGAGCCCUGACAGACUUCUCCCAACUGGAGAAGCCUGUGAAGGAGCACCUGAAAAAGGUGUACUCCAGCCUGGCCAUCGCCAUGCUUGCAGCUGCAGCAGGUGCCUACGUACAUCUGAUGACUGGAUUUAUACAGGGAGGUUUCCUGUCUGCUAUUGCCUCCAUCGGCCUGCUGGUGUGGCUGGGAGUGACAGAGAACUCACCUAGUAACCAGCUCAAGCGUCUGGGCAUCAUGACAGGAUUCGCCUUCUGUGUCGGCCUUGGCCUUGGCCCCCUGAUGGAUACAGUUAUUCAGAUUGACCCAAGCAUCAUUCCCACUGCGUUCAUGGCCACCACCGUGGUGUUUGUGAGCUUCAGUCUGAGCGCUCUGUGGGCAGAGAACCGCUACUACCUGUUCCUGGGAGGGAUGCUGAUGUCAGGGGUUCAGAUGCUGCUGUUUGCAGGACUCAUCAACCUGUUCUUCAGGUCCUACUUCCUCUUUCAGGCACAGCUGUAUGUGGGACUGGCCAUCUUCUGUGCCUUUGUGCUGUAUGACACCCAGCUGAUCGUGGAGAAGCGCCGCCGUGGAGACACUGAUUACAUCUGGCACUGUGUGGACCUGUUCCUGGACUUUGUCAACAUCUUCCGCCGCAUCAUGAUCAUCCUGGCACAGAGGCAGCAGGAGAAGAAAUCCAAGAAGUGAUUGAGCUGGGGGAUCAUUCCUUCCGGAAGACUCGCCAGAAGAAGACAAGAUUCAAGUUCCUUAAGAUUACAGGCUCAAGAUGUAUCUUUCUUUCUUUCUUAUCAUCAACAAGCUAACUAUAGGUGAUGUUGGGUUGUCUCAUUUUUCUUACUUAUGAUUCACAUCUGCUUAGAAAUUACAAUGUCUCCAUUGUAUUGAUAGAAAAUAGAUAUAAGGCCACGCCCAAUUUAAUUUCUUGGUUAACGGAUUUUUCUAGAAAAAUAAAGGAGCGGGCAGGCGAAAAAUAAAUAAAAAUAAAAACAGGCCUAGGCAUCCUAUUAUGGCCCAAAAUGGUACGAUAGGAGCCAUGAAGUCAACACACCAGGCAUUUCAAAAUUUAAACAAUGAAUUUUGAACUUUUAACUGCAUUGAAAGAUGGAAUAACUGUAACAACUAGGAAGAAAAGGCCUGUUUUCAACUGUUCAGGGCAAAAUAUGAGCAUUUUGCAGUUGAUUCUGAAUUUUUAUUUGCAAAUCAGAAAAAAAUGAAGCGGGUGAAUCCGUUAACCAAGAAAUUAAAUUGGUGUGGCCUAAUGAUGUUGUCUUGUAGAACAUGCAUGGCUAUAUUGUGUCCAACUCUUCACUUUUGUUACAACAUAACGUAACGUUACCUACUUUGAGUGAAAUGUGUUUGUGGAUUUGAUAAGCAGAAUAUCACAGAAUGGUGAUGGAAUGAUUUCCAAUUUUAAUUUCUUUCAUCCAGAAGUAAUUUUUAUUGUUAAAGUAAUAAUUCAAUAUUCUGAUGUUAGACGUAUUGCUACUUCAGUAUUUCAUAAAAAGUUUCAUAACAUAACAUGAAGGUGUACAUGUGUAUGCAUGAAAAUGAAGUAUUGAUAAGGUAUGGUUUCCUUCCGUUUUAUUGAACUAUUUGCAGCUUUCUUAUUAUAUAAUGAAUGAAUGAAUACUGCAUAUUUUUAUUUAGCAAUUCCUUUGGUACAGUUUUUGGUACAGAAAUUUUGUUCCUUACUUAUUUGAUCAUACUACAUUGUGCCAUAUUGACAUGUGUACAUGUAGUUACGUGUGUUCAUCUUAUAAUGUGGCAUGUGGCAUUCAAUACUACUGAUUCAGAAGUGACAAUAAAUGUGGUGUUCUGAAGGCU
Branchiostoma belcheri (Belcher's lancelet) is the source of this 1919-nucleotide messenger RNA. Its product is annotated as bax inhibitor 1-like. Gene Ontology annotation, molecular function: enzyme binding. The coding region runs from base 66 to 782 and encodes 238 amino acids. The record is from RefSeq and is a predicted model, not a curated record. Gene Ontology annotation, biological process: negative regulation of apoptotic signaling pathway; cellular response to unfolded protein; negative regulation of endoribonuclease activity. The transcript has 9 exons. Lineage: Eukaryota; Metazoa; Chordata; Leptocardii; Amphioxiformes; Branchiostomatidae. Gene Ontology annotation, cellular component: mitochondrial membrane.